AGGUGGAGUCUAGUAAGUCCUAGACCGAUUUUUCGUAUUGUUUUUUGACUCGUGGGUUCAUAUUUGGCUAAUCUGUGAUUAACUAUUUUUGUUUUCUUCCGUGCAGCAUCUGUGACUAGUUUUUUUUGAUUGAUGACCUGAUCGUUUCGAUUUGAUGGAUGUUUUUCCUAUAUUGUCGUGUUUUUUCAUCAAGAAGGAAGCUGAGAUCCGAUAAGAUUCAAUAUGGCGCUGGAUGGGGACGUGUCAUCUCUUUUUCGCUGUCGAUGGGCCACGUCUCGGCACACAACAGCCUUGCGGGCGAUCGUGGUCGUGGGCAUGCUGACAGUGACCACGGUUUCGGCCAGUGUAGCGAACGCUGUCUCGACACCAGCGCAGCACGACCUGCAGGUCCUCCAGGAUGCUAUGGAGAGCGAAGGGGAAGAUGAUAGAUGUCAUCUGGUGCAACGCUGUGCGGGCUCAAUGUCCGACGACAUCGAAAGUGUUUGCAGUGUUGGCACGAAUUCAACUGCGGCGGACACGGACUUCUCUUCUUUACAUCCUGCACCUUUUUCACGCGCAACUAGUUACGGACACUUGGAGCUUCAACCGAGAGUUCGCGCAAAAGCGUGGGGGUCUGGUCUGGUUAAGCGAUGGGCGUCGUAUGGGGAUCACCUUAACAGCCUUCAAGAUAAGAUGCAUACGGUCGAGCAGGGGAUGCAGUCUUUGUCCUUGACGUCUGCGCCAGCGACCAGUACUCUUGGUUCUUCCUCCAACAUCCUUCCGCCACUGCUCCUGUUCAAGCGGGUGCCUGCGAGCUCCUCUACGCACCUCUCCGGCGUAUCAAGUUGUCCGGACAUGCUCCGCACUUUUGGAGGGGUUCCGGAAGAUGGAAGCUCCGACGAUAAAACUGAGGUAGAAGUGUACUCCGACAGUGCGGUUCUUGGAGGGAGUCUCCUGGCGCCGCGGCUGCUGCAUGAUCAGAAGAAAAAUCAGCACCAUGAUGAUGAUUUUGAUGGAGAGCCUAUUAUGGAAACGCGCGACGAUGACGUCGAGAGCGGAGGCGUGCCAAGGUUCACUGCGCAAUCCCACGUUAAUGAUGAUGAGCAGUACUGUUCUCCUGGCUCCAGUGCGUCCCGGAAGCCGUCUAAGUCUUCAGUUAUCGCAUGUACGCCAGAGAAGGUACCACUGCUACGCGACGCCGAAGAACUACGACUUGCAUGUCACCGGAACGCGUCAAGCAGAGCGGACAGAUCAAAGUCCUCGUCCUCUGUGAAUCAAAACAAGAACAGUCCGAAACCGAAAAUCUCCCUAGCGACUGCGGCCGCUGUGGGGCUGGCAGCAGGCUGUCAAGGGCGGCUCUUCAUACCACCGCCAUCGACGCGGAUCGGGGGGCCUAGUGGGACGAAGCAGAAUACAAGGCUGAGAGAGUCAAAGAUGAAAAAAUCCAGGCAAGCCUCAGCGGGGGCUACGACAGGCACAGUUGCAGCAGGUAAACAAGGGAUGAAGAAGAAUCUGAAUAAAAGCCACAAUAUGAUGGCAUUAUAUUUGAGUGACACCACGAGGAAGAACAGACCCAGAACGAU
Messenger RNA from Amoebophrya sp. A25, 1562 nucleotides. NCBI's taxonomy places the organism in Eukaryota, Dinophyceae, Syndiniales, Amoebophryaceae. The record is from the annotation of a GenBank genome assembly.